CACCAAAGCAAGCUUCCUACUGCAAACGCUUCUCACUUGUCUAGCUUUUUCUUCUAUUGCAGAUCAAAGUUUUAACUUUUUCUUCAGUCUUCACCACGCACUUCAUUUCGAGCUUCUUUUAUUGAUUGGCUUCAUCACUAGAGAGUUCUUGGUUCUUCAUACAGAUUUCCUUCAUUUCUUAGCAAAGCUUGUACAAAUGGACAGGAUUAGAGAUCUUGCAUCCAAGAAGGCUGCGGUGAUAUUCAGCAAGACCUCAUGUUGCAUGUGCCACAGCAUCAAGUCUCUUUUUUAUGAACUUGGUGCUAGCCCUGCAAUUCAUGAGCUUGACCAAGAUCCCAAUGGGAGAGAAAUGGAGUGGGCACUUCGGGGGCUAGGGUGCAAUCCCUCAGUCCCCGCUGUGUUCAUAGGUGGAAAAUUUGUAGGCUCAGCUAAAGACGUUAUAUCCCUCCAUGUAGAUGGAUCUCUCAAACAAAUGCUCAUGGAUGCAAAGGCUAUCUGGUUCUAGCAAACAAAAAAGAAAAACUAUCCCCAAGCUGCAUUAGUAAUUGUAGUGGCAGCUAUAUGAUAAUAGCUCUAAUACUGUGUCAAAAUAAGCAUGUAUUAAGGGCUUUGCUUUUUCUUGAGUUCCUUGAGUACAUUCAACAUUGUCUUUUUUUUGGCCAACUUCAGUGUGUUGUCUUUUGAAAAAGAAAAAAACACUCAAUGA
This is a messenger RNA of Rubroshorea leprosula, 706 nucleotides long. NCBI's taxonomy places the organism in Eukaryota, Viridiplantae, Streptophyta, Magnoliopsida, Malvales, Dipterocarpaceae. The record is from the annotation of a GenBank genome assembly.